UUGUAGGAGAAGCUAACCGAACCUCCAAAGAUGACUGACAGCACAAUAAGAACCACGUUACGCCUUCCAACACGAGUCACCGGCAAUUACAUUCACCUUUUAUUCUAAGCAAACUCGCUCGUGCCUCAGUGAUAAAGCUCGACGCAUUCAGCACGGUACCGGUUCGGACGGGAUGCCAGAGAGAGAAAUUCUCCGGUUGUUUAAAGACUGUCACCGGCCACCGCCGGUUCUGCUAAUGUGGUAAAUAAGAGACAUUGAAAAAUAAGAAGAGGGUGAAAAAAUGGGAUUCCUGCACCAGCUUCACCUCCUCCUCUGGAAGAACGUCUUCCUGAAGCGGCGGGGGCCGUGGGUGCUAGCUUUUGAGAUCUUUAUCCCGCUGGUCCUGUUCUUCAUCCUCCUGGGUCUCCGGCAGAAGAAGCCAGCUAUCUCUGUCAAAGAAGUUUCCUUUUACAGUGCGGCCCCACUCACCUCCGCUGGCAUCAUUCCCAUCAUGCAGUCUCUGUGUCCGGAUGGACAAAGGGAUGAAUUUGGUUUCCUGCAAUACAAGAACUCCACUGUGACGCAGCUCCUGGAGCGGAUCAGUGAAGUGGUUGAACAGAACAGACUUUUUAGUUUGGACCGACCUGGUUUAGGCCAAGAACUGGAGACGCUGCAGCAGCAUCUGGAGAGUCUGAGCUCUGCUCCACUGCCACUGUACCACAACUUCAACAACAGUCAAGGCUUCUCGUUGGCCAGUGUGCUGAAGAAUGAGUCUGUUUUCUAUCAGUUCCUUCUCAAGAACCUUUCCUUAUCAAACACCACAGCCAGCCUGCUGCUCAACACACCAAUCAGCCUGAAAGAGGCGUACACUCUUAUUUUUGGUACUUAUCCCAGAGAUGGUGGAGGGACACAAAAUUUAAUUCAGGGAGCCAAAUGCAACAGACACAAAAGUGGAGACAAAAUCCUUCAUCUGGAGGAGAAGGUGCUUUGUGGUAUGCAUGCUCUGGAUGGAGGCCUGAUUCACAAAGCCUUACGCGAUCCGACUAAAGCAACCCACAAGCAGGCACUGCUCAAACUGAUGUCUCAGGCUUUGGGACUUACUGAAGUCACCGGAAGUGAGAGAAAUGACCAACAGGAAAUGAAGGAGGUGGAGGGGGUCCUUUUGACUGGUGCCAUGUUGGAAGUCCUCACAUGUGGGGAAGCUGGGACUGGUGAACUCAAUAAGAUCUUCCUGGUGCCUGAAAGACAGAAAUCUGUGCUGCAGGCCUACCGCAGUAUAAUGUGCAGUGGAGGGGAGGGUCAAAGAUCGCAGCGCUUCAAGGAGAUGAGCCGCGGGCUGAGAGAGCAGAUUAACACACAGAGUGUAACUGAGAAGCUUCAUCUGGAGCAGGCCAACUCUUUAGUUCCACUGUCUCAGUCCCACCUUGGGUCCCUGUUAAAAGACCUAGCAGACAUGGAGCGUUUUCUGAAGGAUGUAGAUCUCCUCUCAAGCCUGGCCCGCCUGCUGCCCAAAGGGGCCUGCGCUGGUCGAACGGCCCCAUCUUCUGCAAAUAUCUCCUGGCCUCUCAAUGCGACGGUGUGGGGCCUCAACACAACUGAUGUUCCUGGUGAGGAGGGGGAGGGAAGUGAACAAGGAGGUGGGCGUAAAGAAGGAAAAGUGAAGGAAGAAUCGGAGAAUCCUCAUUCUCAGUUUUCAGCAUUUGUGCAGCUUUGGGCCGGACUGCAACCGAUUUUAUGUGGGAACAACAGGAUCAUUGAGCCAGAAGCUUUGAAGCAGGGCAACAUGAGUUCUCUGGGCUUCACCAGUAAAGAACAGAGGAAUUUGGGCUUACUGGUGCAUUUAAUGACUACAAAUCCCAAGAUCCUCUACUCCCCAAUAGGUUCUCAGGUGGAUAAAGUCAUCCAGAAGGCAAAUGAGACAUUUGCAUUUGUUGGGAACGUGACUCACUAUACCCACGUCUGGCUCAACAUUUCUGCCCAGCUGAGAACUUUUUUGGAGGAGGGCCGUCUCCAUGACCACCUGGCAUGGCUCCAACAGCUGUCAUCAGAGCUUCAUCAGCACCCAGAACUGUUGAAUGCCACAGACAGCAAUUUAAUGCAGAGUUUGAUGGAGGGAAACUACAGUCUUCCUAAUACGUCCACCCUGCUGGAGCAGCUGGACACUAUCGACAACGCUGCCUGUGGCUGGACACACUUCAUGUCUAAGGUCAGUGUGGACAUCUUCAAGGGCUUUCUUGACGAGGACGGCAUUGUCAACUACACCCUGAACCAGGCCUACCAGGACAAUGUGUCUGUGUUUGCAAGUGUGAUUUUCCAGACUAACAAGGAUGGUUCCCUGCCACCUCACGUCCUGUACAAAAUUAGACAGAACUCCAGCUUUACGGAGAAGACCAAUGAAAUUCGUCGGGCCUACUGGCGUCCUGGUCCAAAUACUGGGGGGAAGUUCUACUUCCUCUACGGCUUUGUCUGGAUUCAAGAUAUGAUAGAGAGAGCCAUCAUCAACACAUUUGUGGGCCACGAUGUGGUGGAGCCUGGUAACUACGUCCAGAUGUUCCCCUACCCGUGUUACACCAGAGAUGAUUUCCUGUUUGUAAUUGAGCACAUGAUGCCGCUGUGUAUGGUGAUCUCCUGGGUUUACUCAGUGGCCAUGAUGAUUCAACACAUUGUCGCCGAGAAAGAACACCGGCUCAAAGAGGUGAUGAAGAUGAUGGGUCUGAACAACGCAGUCCACUGGGUGGCUUGGUUCAUCACCGGGUUUGUCCAGCUUUCCAUCUCUGUCACAGCUCUCACGGCCAUCUUGAAGUAUGGUCGGGUGUUGCUUCACAGUGACCCUUUCAUCAUCUGGCUGUUCCUCACCAUCUACGCUGUGGCCACCAUCAUGUUCUGUUUUCUGGUGUCAGUGAUCUACUCAAAGGCCAAGCUGGCAUCAGCCUGCGGAGGAAUCAUCUACUUCCUGAGCUACGUGCCCUACAUGUAUGUGGCCAUUCGGGAGGAGGUGGCCCAUGACAAAAUCACUGCCUUUGAGAAGUGUAUUGCUUCUCUGAUGUCCACGACAGCCUUUGGCCUAGGAUCAAAGUACUUUGCCCUGUAUGAAGUAGCAGGCGUUGGCAUCCAGUGGCGAACCAUCAGUCAGUCGCCUGUAGAAGGCGAUGACUUUAACUUGGGUUUGUCCAUGAUGAUGCUCAUCAUUGAUGCUGCUGUGUAUGGUGUACUCACCUGGUAUAUUGAAGCUGUACAUCCAGGCAUGUAUGGGUUGCCCCGCCCCUGGUACUUCCCCCUGCAGAGGUCUUAUUGGUCGGGCAGUGGGCGUGUUGAGACAUGGGAUUGGCCAUGGUGUGGAGGCAGCACAGCGAGGCUCAGCGUGAUGGAGGAGGACCAGGCUUGUGCAAUGGACCAACGGAGAUCAGAGGAGAUGCGCGGUAUAGAGGAGGAGCCAAGCCACCUGCCACUAGUCGUGUGUAUUGACAAACUGACCAAGGUGUACAAGACUGGCAGCAAGUUAGCCUUAAACAAACUGAGCCUCAACCUCCAUGAAAACCAAGUGGUCUCUUUCCUGGGGCACAAUGGUGCUGGCAAGACCACCACCAUGUCAAUUCUGACCGGCUUGUUCCCACCCACCUCUGGCUCAGCCACUAUAUAUGGUCACGAUAUCCGUACGGAGAUGGAACGGAUUCGUCAGAACCUGGGCAUGUGUCCGCAGCAUAACGUCCUGUUUGACAAGCUGAGUGUAGAGGAACAUCUUUGGUUCUACUCCAGACUCAAAGGCAUGGCUGAGGAAGACAUACGCAAGGAAAUGGACAAGAUGAUUGUUGACUUGGAGUUAUCCAACAAGCGUCACAGUCUGGUGCAGACUUUGUCUGGGGGGAUGAAGAGGAAGCUGUCUGUGGCCAUAGCUUUCGUUGGCGGCUCCAGAGCCGUCAUUUUGGAUGAACCCACCGCAGGAGUGGAUCCUUAUGCUCGUAGGGCGAUCUGGGACCUCAUCCUCAAGUACAAGCAGGGUCGCACAAUCCUGCUGUCCACCCACCACAUGGAUGAAGCAGACUUACUUGGAGAUCGAAUUGCCAUCAUCUCACAUGGAAAACUCAAGUGCUGCGGCUCCCCGCUCUUCCUUAAGAGCACCUACGGAGACGGAUACAAACUGACUCUGGUCAAAAAGCAAAGCGAAGGCCGAGGCCAGGACAACCAACUGCAGCCUCCUUCAUCUCUGUCACCAUCUUCCUCCCUGUCACCUUGCUCAGAGGCUCGGGUCACCCAGUUUAUUCGUCAGUUUGUGGCGUCCUGUCUGCUGGUUUCCGAUUCUAAUACUGAGCUAUCCUACAUCCUGCCCUCCGAAGCCGUGAAGAAGGGCUGCUUUGAGAGGCUUUUCCAGGCACUAGAGCAGAGUUUGGACAGCCUGGCUCUGACAAGCUUUGGGGUAAUGGAUACCACUCUUGAGGAGGUCUUCCUCAAAGUAUCUGAGGAGGACCAGUCGCUGGAGAACAGUGAUGCUGAUAUGAAGGGCUCUCCAGGAGGCAGUUCUGUGGGUAAAUCCUCAGUGGUUUCGGGAGGCCUGGGUGCUCCACAUUGUGACACUGGACCAUUGGUGGAAAUUGAAAAGCCAGAAGUUGAGCUUAGUAACCUGGUGAUGUGCUCCAGGCUGAGCCAGAGCCAGUCCUCUCUGAAAUCCUCCUCAUCUGUUGGCUCAGUGAGAGGAGAUGAAGGAGGACUCUACACAGAUUUCUAUGGAGAUUAUUGUCCACUCUUUGACAAUGGGCAGGAAUCUGACUCUGUUAGUCUGCGGGGUGAUUUGGACAACCCCUCAUCUCCUGAGCCAGAGGUUUUGGAAGGCCAGGGAAGUUUCAAGCUUGAGGGUUGGUGGUUGAAACUCAGCCAGUUCCAUGGGCUUAUUGUCAAGCGGUUCCACUGUGCAAAGAGGAACACAAAGGGUCUCUUCUCUCAGAUCCUCCUACCAGCCUUCUUUGUCUGCGUGGCCAUGACAGUGGCUUUAUCUGUGCCUGAGAUUGGAGAUCUGCCACCUCUGAUUUUGUCCCCAUCUCAGUAUCAUAACUACACCCAGCCCAGAGGAAACUUCAUCCCCUAUGCCAACGAAGGCCGACCCCAGUACAGGGUGAAACUAUCUCCCUAUGCCAGCCCACAGAAGAUUAUCAACACCCUCCGGCUUCCCUCAGGAGUAGGUGCUACAUGUGUCCUGAAAACACCUUUCAACAGCACUCUGGACCAGUUAGCCCAGACCCUCAACCCCAGUGCCAACAAUUCCAAGACACUGGCUGCCCGAUACUUUGACUCCAUGUGCUUGGACUCCUUCACCCAGGGGGUUCCACUCUCCAACUUUGUACCACCUCCUCCAUCACCGGCACCUUCAGAUGACCCAGACCCGCGCUUUGAAGAUGGACUGUGGAACUACACAGUCACACCUCUGACCACAGUUCAUGAACCAGUGACAUCUCGUCCAACCCUCCCCCUGUCCAUCCACGAGCCAGUACGUUGUACCUGCUCCAUGCAGGGUACGGGCUUCUCCUGUCCGAGUGGGGUGGGUGGGCGCCCCCCAAUAACGAAGGUGGUAACAGGUGACAUCCUUGUAGACAUCACAGGGCGUAAUGUCUCCGAGUAUCUUCUCUUCACAUCAGACAGACUGCGCCUGCACAGAUAUGGUGGUAUAACAGUGGGGAACAUCCAGAAAUCCAUCCCAGCAUCCUUUGGAAGAACGAUACCACCUAUGGUGCGCAAGAUAGCAGUUCGCAAAUCAGCUCAGGUUCUGUACAACAAUAAAGGUUACCACAGCAUGCCCACCUACCUGAACGUCCUCAAUAAUGCCAUCCUUCGUGCCAACCUGCCUGCGUCCAAAGGCAACCCUGCUGCAUAUGGUAUCACACUGACAAACCAUCCAAUGAAUCGUACCAGCGCCAGCCUCUCGUUGGACUACUUGCUCCAGGGUACAGAUGUGGUGAUUGCCAUCUUCAUCAUCGUGGCCAUGUCCUUUGUUCCAGCAAGCUUUGUAGUUUUCCUGGUAGCAGAGAAAUCCACCAAGGCCAAACAUCUGCAGUUUGUCAGUGGCUGUGACCCUGUUAUCUACUGGCUAGCUAACUACAUAUGGGACAUGCUGAACUACUUGGUGCCCGCCACGUGUUGUGUUAUUAUUCUGUUUGUGUUCGACCUGCCAGCCUACACCUCCUCAACGAACUUCCCUGCUGUCCUCUCCCUCUUUCUCCUCUACGGGUGGUCCAUCACUCCGAUUAUGUACCCUGCAUCUUUCUGGUUUGAGGUUCCCAGUACAGCCUACGUGUUCCUCAUAGUCAUAAACCUCUUCAUAGGCAUCACAGCCACAGUUGCAACCUUCCUUCUUCAGCUCUUUGAACACGACAAGGAUCUGAAGAGAGUCAACAGCUAUCUGAAGUCCUGUUUCUUGAUCUUUCCCAACUACAACCUUGGUCACGGUUUGAUGGAGAUGGCCUACAAUGAGUACAUCAAUGAAUACUACGCCAAAAUAGGUCAGUUUGAUAAGAUGAAGUCUCCCUUUGAGUGGGACAUCGUGACUCGAGGACUUGUUGCCAUGACAAUCGAAGGCUUUGUUGGCUUCCUCAUCACCAUCCUGUGCCAGUAUAACUUCCUCAGGAAACCCCCGAGGGUUCCUGUCAGCUGCCAGCCUAUAGAGGAUGAUGAUGUUGAUGUUGCCUGUGAGAGGCGAAGAGUUCUCCGAGGAGAUGCCAAUAACGACAUGCUGAAGAUCGAGAACCUUACGAAGGUUUAUAAGUCCAGGAAGAUGGGUCGUAUUCUGGCUGUGGACCGGUUGUGUCUGGGUGUUCGUCCUGGCGAAUGCUUCGGGUUGCUGGGAGUGAAUGGAGCCGGAAAGACCACCACCUUUAAAAUGCUCACUGGAGACGAGUGCACCACUGGUGGAGAGGCCUUCAUUAAUGGAAACAGUAUCUUGAAGGAUCUGUUGCGUGUACAGCAGAGUAUCGGUUACUGUCCGCAGUUUGAUGCUCUGUUUGAUGAUCUGACAGCCAGGGAACAUCUGGAGCUGUACACCCGUCUCCGCGGUAUACCCUGGAAGGACCGGGACAGGGUGGUGCAGUGGGCCUUAGAGAAGCUGGAGUUGUCCAAGUAUGCAGACAAGCCUGCUGGCACUUACAGUGGAGGAAACAAACGCAAGCUUUCCACUGCCAUAGCUCUGAUUGGAUACCCCUCCCUCAUUUUCCUGGAUGAGCCAACCACUGGAAUGGACCCAAAGGCCCGCAGGUUCCUGUGGAACUUAAUCCUGGACAUAAUCAAAACUGGACGCUCAGUCGUGCUGACAUCACACAGUAUGGAAGAGUGUGAGGCUUUGUGCACCAGACUGGGAAUCAUGGUCAACGGCAGAUUUAAAUGUCUAGCCAGCAUCCAGCACCUCAAGAACAGAUUUGGGGAUGGUUACAUGAUCACAGUGAGAACCAGGAGCAGCGCCAACGUGAAGGAGGUGGUUCGAUUCUUCAACAGAAAUUUUCCUGAGGCCGUCCUGAAGGAGCGCCACCACACAAAGGUUCAAUACCAGCUGAAGUCUGAGCGGAUCUCACUGGCUCAGGUCUUCAGUAAGAUGGAGCAGGUGGUGGAGGUGCUGGGCAUCGAAGACUACUCCGUCAGCCAGACCACUCUGGACAACGUGUUUGUCAACUUUGCCAAAAAGCAAAGUGACAAUCUGGACCAGCAAGAGUUACCGCCCCCUAGUGACGGACAGUCACCCCUGCAGCGCAUCCUGAACCUGUUGAAGUCUCAACCAGCCAACACGGAGCUCAGCGCUCUGAUCAGCGAGGCGCCAGAAGAGCUGGAGAGCGACGAUGAAGGACUCAUCAGCUUUGAAGAGGAAAGGGUGCAGCUCUCCUUCAAUACAGACACUCUGUGUUAAAACAGACACUGAGCGAACGCACAGAUGAGGUCUGACUCUGGAUCAGGACCAGGUACCCGCUGGGUUAAACCUUGAAGAGGACCAAAACUCUCUGGGCCGUGGACGUAGCAGCAGUUUGGUAUUUCAGCCUCAAAUCCUUCAUCACGGUGGUUUAAUUUUGGAAAAACCCAGCCUGCUGCGCUGGAUCGGAUCAGCCGGAAAAGACGGCGCUGAGACUGUUCGAUGUUGUCCGGGAAUGUUUCCGUAUUCAUUUAUUUUCAGAAUGUGUAUCAGUGGAGACGUUGACGAGUUGUUGCCGAUCCGUGUGUUUUAAGACUGUUCCAGCACGCUCCGUGCCAAAGCGGCCGCAUGUCGUCGGGAACGCUGCACCAAACUCAACCUGCCUUCAGGGCAUGCUGCGAUGAUCCACACUUGUGUCUAAUGUGUUCUAUUUUUCUGUGGCAAGAAGACGGAUUUAUUUUGGCCGUUGAAUGGUGUGGCACCUGAUUUAGUUUGCAAUAAUGGGGGAGCUGGUGACGUGCACUCGUGACACGGGGACGUGCUGAGCUUUCCCCUGUCAGACAGAAUGUAUGUGGCAUGAUUAUCGUCCUGACGGUGCCUCCCGUCUCUAUAAACCAACUCAUUUUAACACAUUU
This is a messenger RNA of Thalassophryne amazonica, 8493 nucleotides long. RefSeq names its product ATP-binding cassette, sub-family A (ABC1), member 2 (gene abca2). The record is from RefSeq and is a predicted model, not a curated record. Gene Ontology annotation, molecular function: lipid carrier activity; ATP hydrolysis activity; ATP binding. Gene Ontology annotation, biological process: transmembrane transport; lipid transport. The transcript is spliced from 50 exons. Gene Ontology annotation, cellular component: membrane; intracellular membrane-bounded organelle. Lineage: Eukaryota; Metazoa; Chordata; Actinopteri; Batrachoidiformes; Batrachoididae. Bases 281 to 7858 code for a protein of 2525 amino acids.